Messenger RNA from Myotis brandtii (Brandt's bat), 704 nucleotides. It is a transcript of the gene CACNG6, whose product is annotated as calcium channel, voltage-dependent, gamma subunit 6. The transcript is spliced from 3 exons. NCBI's taxonomy places the organism in Eukaryota, Metazoa, Chordata, Mammalia, Chiroptera, Vespertilionidae. The annotation marks the transcript as partial. Gene Ontology annotation, cellular component: L-type voltage-gated calcium channel complex; membrane. Gene Ontology annotation, biological process: regulation of calcium ion transmembrane transport via high voltage-gated calcium channel. The record is from RefSeq and is a predicted model, not a curated record. Gene Ontology annotation, molecular function: calcium channel regulator activity.
AGGGUCCCCCCCUGGCAUCACCUCCCUUAUUUCUCUCUCUCCCUUGCUCCCACAGAAACCAACUGCACCUACUUUAAAUUCUUCACCACGGGGGAGAAUGCACACAUCUUCCAGAGAACCACAAAGAAAGAGAUGAACCUGGCGGCCGCGGUGAUAGCGGUUCUCGGCUUGACGGUCAUGGCCCUGGGCUGCCUCUGCAUCAUCAUGGUGCUGAGCAAAGGCGCAGAGUUCCUGGUCCGAGUGGGAGCCAUCUGCUUUGGCCUCUCAGGCCUGCUGCUCCUGGUCAGCCUGGAGGUGUUCCGGCAUUCCGUGCGAGCCCUGGUUCAGAGGGUCAGCCCCGAGCCGCCCCCGGCCCCGGCCCUGACCUACGAGUACUCCUGGUCUCUGGGCUGCGCCGUGGGGGCCAGCCUGGUCCUGCUGCUGGGGGGCGGCUGCUUCCUCCUGCUCACCCUGCCGCCCUGGCCCUGGGGCUCCCUCUGUCCCAAGCAGGGGCCCAGGGCCCCCUAGAGGCACCCUGCACCUUCUCGAAGCUCCUUGCAAACCCCUCCUUGGUCCUCUGUCCCCUCAGAAUCUUAUUGUUGUUGUUGUUGUUGAUCCUCACCCCGAGGACACUUCUCCACUGACCCCUAGAGAGAGUGGAAGGGAGAGGGAGAGGCAGAGAGAAACAUCGAUGUGAGAGAGACACACGUCGAUGGGUUGCCUCC